AGCUGCAGCACCAGACUAUUCGGAUUUUCAGCUGGCGUAGACGACGUGUGGUUGAUAGAACGUCAACAAACGGCUCAGCCAUGAUGACGCAUUCCCGAAUGUGACAAAUUUACCUGCAGUUCCAAAUGAGCAACUUUGUGUCAUUAAUUACGUCAAGGAUGUCCCACAAACACCCCUACCAUAGGAGUCAACCAUGUUGUCGUGUCAAAGGUCAUAUGAGUUAAACUUCCUGAGGAAGCGGUGAGAGGAAAUCAACUAGGCAGGCAGAUUGUCUGUUGUUCAGUUUGGGAAUAUAACCCAGCCAGAGUAGGAGCACGGGAAAAACCAACAGGAGUACUUCAAAUGGACAUACUCUUUGCUUUUAUUCAGAUCACAUGAUCAGAUUAUUGGCCCUGUUACUUCAUUAAAAGUUUCGUUAUCAAGAGUUAUUUCCUUUGGAGCUAAGGGAUUGAUACUGUUUCGACGCCCGCCAUCGAAAUGACUAGUCACGAUGAGCUUGUUGCCGAAAUGGCAUCGCUGGAACGAAUGAGCGUGCAGGAUCGUCUUAAAUUAGCCAGGAAACGACGAGCGGCACAGCUGAAACGAUGGACGGCCAGCGACAAGGAGUUUAUCAAGAAAAGCCGGAAGAGUGGAAUCGGGCGGUUUGAUAACGUCAAGAAAGGACGGAGGAUUCAUUUUGCGCACAACAUUCAGCUGCUUGAAGCUGCGGCAAGGGGAGACAUUGAUGAAGUAAGGUCACUUCUGGAAUCUGGAGUAAAUCCGAACAUCGGCAAUGAAGACGGAUUGACCGCAUUACAUCAAUGUUGCAUCGACAACAACGAAGCCAUGAUGAAACUGCUGGUAGAGCAUGGAGCAGACGUCAACGUUACGGACAGGGAACUAUGGACACCUCUGCAUGCCUCUUCCACCUGCGGUCACGUUAAUCUUGCUCGCUUCCUGGUGGAUAAUGGAGCUGAGCUUCUUGCCAUCAACUCGGACGGGAACAUGCCUUAUGAUAUAUGUGAGGACGAGAUGACGUUAGACUAUAUCGAAUCACAAAUGGCAGAUAAAGGUAUCACACAGGAACACAUUGAUGAACUGAGAGAUGUGGCACCCAACCGUAUGCUGAACGAUCUCGUCAAGUUAAAACAAAGCAAUGAAGAUCUGGAGAAAAGGGACGAAAUUGGUGCCUCGUUUCUUCACAUAGCCGCAGCCAAUGGCUUCGACAAAGUAGCCAAGUUUCUCCUAGACAACAAUGUUGAUGUCAAUGCUAAAGAUGACGACGGGUGGCAGCCGAUACACGCUGCAGCAUGCUGGGCUCAUGGAGAGAUGAUACAGUUACUUGUAGGGUAUGGAGCAGAUCUAGAUGCCAAAACUAACAACAGUGAAACACCGCUAACAAUUUGUGAAGACGACGAUCUUAAAACUCUAAUCAACCAGUUGAAGGCUGAGCUACACGCCCAUCGCUCCCUGGAAUCUAAACUCGUCCGACGAAACUCAAGCAGAAAUAAACGCAGUUCUUCCAUAAGACGAAGCAGCAAGCGGGAGAAGGGAGAGAUGAGAAAACUAGACGCUAAGGGAGAAGCAAUGUUCAUCCAGUCACAAAACUCGACGGAUGAGCUACCAGCCACAAACAUUGAUGAGGUUAAAGUUGAUCUCGAUGAACCUCACAAUCCGCUGCUGGUGACCUCACCGUCGGAGGAAGUUGAGCUGGACAUCGAAGAUGCAGUGGAAAUCAAUGGUGCCUUAGAUACCGAUAUUAUCCCCUUGGCUGUCAUCACGGAAGAAACUCCGGAGAGCCCAGUGAGGAAGAGUAGAUUAGAGAAUGGUGAUAAGAAUGCCUCGGUCAGGCAAAAUGGUGCCGAUGGUGAGAAGGGACUUGGUGUGGCGGGCUUUCAAAGGCAGCCAAAGAGUAUCCUGAAGAAAAGGCAUGACCAAGAGGAGCCUGAGGACUUACACUCCAAGAAGAGCAAGCGGGAUAAGAAGGAGGCGGAUACCCGGAAACAGCAGCUGGAGAUGGAGAAGCAGCGAGAGCGGGAAGAGCGGGAGAGGAUUAAGCAGCAAGAGAAAGAAGAAAGACAGAAGGAGAAGGAAGAACGGGAACGGGAGAAGCAGAGACUUCGAGAGGAGAAGAAGCAGCAACAGAAACGAGAGAGAGAGGAGAGGGAGCGAGAGAAACAACUGAAACGCAAGACAAUCACAGACGACAAUGUUGCCAAGAAAGAGAAUGUCGCCAAGAAAGAGAACAAUCAAGUCGUGGAGGUGGACGACUCGGAUAAGAACCACAGCGGGGGGAAAGACACGCUAGCCGAGUUGAAACGGCAGCGUGCCUCAGAGCAUUCCAAACGGACACACAGUGGUGAAAGUAAUGAAGAGUUUGAUAGUGCCUGGUCAGAUCCGAGUGGACGCAAGAAUUCGUUUGACAUCCUGAAAGAUCAUAAAAACAGCACCAAACAGAAGAAGAGUCCGCACAUUACGCGGAAGCUUCUUCCUCACAGGCCGGCAUCGGGUAGUUACUCCUUCGCAGAGACGAGCGCGAACGACGGUCAACGCGACUCAGUAGCGAGUGAGCAGAACGGCGUCAGCGACGGGGGAACGAAUUCCUCCGAAUCCAAAUCGCUCAACAAUUCCUUCCCGGGCGAUCCUCCGCUAAAACGGUUCACAGCAACGGAGCCCGAGGUCAUUGGAGGAGACGAGGAUCAACGAUGCUGUGUUAUUUUGUAAAAAGAAGGAACACAUAUCUUUUUGAGGCUGAAUGCGGUAUUUUCUACUUUUUAAAAACUGUAAAUCUUUUAUAGUAAUGGCAGCUUUUUUUCUUCUGGUCAUACAUUGAAUUCUUCAUAUGUUUUUCCAUGCACAAGUUAUUAAUUGAAUUGAUUUUUGUUGUUCUCAUUUAUUACUUUUUAAGGUAUCAUUCCAGGGAAAUAUUUGUUGGGGUCCAAUGAAUUGAUCCUAACUCUGCAAAUGAAAUUAUAUAAAAUUAAACAAUGCUGGAUGAUGUCUUGCUUUUGCAAAGUUGAAAGGUUUUAUGCAAACCCUCGUUUUGACACUGUGAUUUUUCUCUCUGGUUAGUCUGAGAUUUCAAAGGAUCGUCAACAUUUUAAUUAUUGUACUUAAUAAUGAGACUGUAAGAUUUAAUUGUCAUGUGGUGAUCACAUGAUCAUCAUGUGAUAUUUAUAAUAAGACAUCAUGUCAAUAAAGCAACGCUUGCAGGUGCAAGUCCUAGUUUUUUGCUCAUAUUGUUUUGUACAAAAUAUCAAUUUGGACAUACCAUUGAAAAGAUUGUAGUUACUGGCAUAUGCCAGUUGAUCUGAAAACAAACAUUCAGUGAAUGUGUUUGGUCGGUAUGGGCCUUUUAGAAACCGCGGCUUCUGCUUUUGAUUCAGCUUCAGGCUCCGUUCUCUCGUCUGAAGCCCUGACCUCAUACCCCCAAAAACAUGUGCUAUUGUCAAAACAACCGGGGAGCCAAGCUAGCCUGAGCUGAACCUGGAGAUGAAGCCGUGGUUUCGAGAAGGGCCUAUGGGGAACAAACAGCUGAUAUGGUUUCUGCAGCGAAGUGGUCUUUUGUUGCCACUGUCAUUCAUAAUUUUAACACACAGUGCAUGCUUGUCUUUCUGUCUUUCAUUUUUCUGUUGCAAUGUUACACUUUUUCAAAACAGUGCAUUUUAAACAAUAAUUUCAGCUGAUAGAUUUGUAUAAUUUGUCUUUCUGUUUCCAAAAGAGUGAUUCUGUUUCCUCCCAAAGAGAGAACGAAAGGAAACGAAUGUCUUAAAUAACAAGUUAAGAGUAUAUAAUAUAUACAUAGAUAGAUUAUAGUUUUUUCUUUCAAAAAAUGUUCUGGGUUGCCUUUGAUCGAGCUAGUUGGUCUAUAAAAAGCUUUUGUAACCGUUUUUUUUUUGUAAAAUGCAUUUAGUUGGAACUGUCGUUUAAGGGUAGAAUAAAAUGAUCCACACAAAUUCGAAAUUGCACGGUUUUCCUUUUACUGUGCGAACU
This is a messenger RNA of Asterias rubens (European starfish), 3972 nucleotides long. Its product is annotated as protein phosphatase 1 regulatory subunit 16A-like. NCBI's taxonomy places the organism in Eukaryota, Metazoa, Echinodermata, Asteroidea, Forcipulatida, Asteriidae. The record is from RefSeq and is a predicted model, not a curated record. Bases 478 to 2703 code for a protein of 741 amino acids. Gene Ontology annotation, cellular component: cytoplasm. The transcript has 11 exons. Gene Ontology annotation, molecular function: phosphatase regulator activity; enzyme inhibitor activity; protein binding.